This is a messenger RNA of Calliphora vicina (urban bluebottle blowfly), 11578 nucleotides long. It is a transcript of the gene stan, whose product is annotated as Protocadherin-like wing polarity protein stan. Lineage: Eukaryota; Metazoa; Arthropoda; Insecta; Diptera; Calliphoridae. The transcript is spliced from 5 exons. Bases 317 to 11479 code for a protein of 3720 amino acids. The record is from RefSeq and is a predicted model, not a curated record. Gene Ontology annotation, cellular component: plasma membrane. Gene Ontology annotation, molecular function: calcium ion binding; G protein-coupled receptor activity. Gene Ontology annotation, biological process: G protein-coupled receptor signaling pathway; homophilic cell-cell adhesion; cell surface receptor signaling pathway.
UAACAUAAGGCAAAACAUAUAACAAAAAAACAGACCAGUUAAAGAAAACAACAAACAAAUGUUGUUAUAUUGCAAGAAGCAUUUUUGAUGUGCGGUUAAUUACGGUUUCGACCACUUACUGACCACAUCAAUCUCUGCACACUGUACAGUACUGUACUGUACUACUUAACAGACGCACACACCCAACAACAUACACACAUUUAUUUCAUAUACUCAUCCAAACUCACAAAAUACUUAAUAAUCAGUUGCAUAAAAAACCACACAACCACAUUUUAACAUACUCAAACAUUUAACAUACAUACAAAGAUAAAAACACAUGUUCUUGCAACAAAAAAUGCAUUUACAACAUGGUUGGCCAUCAACAGCAACUGACACAACAACCAAAACGACAACUAUAACAUCAUCAUCGUCGUCAUUGCUCUUGUCAUCACUGUCAACAACGUCCUCUCCCUUCUCAUCAUCAUCAUCACCAUUGUCAGUUGUAGCAUCAAAACCUUUGAGGACAAUUACCAAAGGAAAUUUGAUGGAAAUCACAAACACAGCCAGCAGCAGCACUAGUUGCAACUCCAGCUACAAACACUCGAAACCAACAAGAACAUCAAAUCAAACAUUGCAAUUGUUACUGAAGAAAUGCCUCCUCCUACUCCUGUUGACCAUCUGUCAUACAGUACAAAUCACAAAUGCAUAUCUCAUUAUUGUACAUGAAAGUGCGCAGCCUGGCACUAUAAUAUUUAAUGCAUCCGUUUAUAAGUUGGGUUCCGAACGUCACUACAAAAUCAAUGCCCAUAAAUCGGCCCACUUUGUACAUCAUCUAGUCGCUGUCAAUCACAAGGAUGGCCAAAUUGAAUUGAAAAAGUCUCUGAAAUGUGAUGGCAUCUAUUAUCCAAAUCUAUUUACCUUCUAUGUGGAUUCCACUUCAAAUAGAUUGCGCAGCAUAGACUACUACAGCCUACCUAUACGUAUUUUUGUAUCAGGUCAUACCUGCAAUGAGGAUCGUCGUGUGGAAGAAGAAAUCCAUGCCAGGCACUAUGAGGAGGAAGACACAGGGUAUUCGAGACGAAGAAAGAGAAGAGAUUUGGAUCCUUUGGGUAGUAGUAGUAGUAAAUCGGAGAAUAUUAUUAAUUUAUUAACCUCCAAUUCUCUAGAUCUCUAUAAUCACAAUCAUUCGCGUAAUGAUUUUCGCGAAGGUGAUUUAAUAUUUGGCGAUGCCUAUGACAAUGAAAUGCGCCAUCGUAUUUUGUCGCGCAAGCGUCGUGGUUUUGGAGAUGGCGAUCCCUUCAUCAUAGAAACAAAUCUACAUCGGCGCAUCACCGAUGCUAAGCAAUGGAUUUCCGAGACCUAUGCCUCUUAUGCCAUACACACCACCGACAAAUGGAAUCAAAUUUGCCUGAGAAAGUCCCAGUUUAUCAAUAAUUUAAAUGCAUUUUUACCGCGUUCGAUAUGCCAGCACUGUAAAGUGAAUUUUUUGGAUGUUAAUGAUGAACGUUUUGCCAUAGAACAUCAGAAUCGUGAUUUAGUGGCCAGUCGUGAUGUUUGCAUACAUGAGUCCAUGUGGAAGGUCAGCAUAACCUUUAAUAUACGCUGUGAUCGUAAUGAUAUUGUGGACUCGGAUCAUCGUUUGAAGAUUGUGUAUCAUCAUCAGGAAUUCAAUGAUACCGAUAUAGCCAAAAGAGUUAGAAGAGAGCUGAGAAAUCAAUCGCCUUUCUUUGAGCAGGCUUUGUAUGUGGCUUCGGUGCUGGAAGAACAGCCAGCUGGUUCAACGGUCACCACCGUGAGGGCUAGAGAUCCUGAGGAUUCGCCGGUAGUUUAUUCCAUGGUUUCCCUGCUGGAUUCUCGUUCUCAGUCUUUGUUUAAGGUGGAUUCUCAUACUGGUGUGGUAACCACUUCGGCCAGUUUGGAUCGAGAAUUAAUGGAUGUUCAUUAUUUUCGUGUGGUGGCUACAGAUGAUAGUUUUCCUCCACGUUCUGGUACCACUACGUUGCAGGUAAAUGUUUUGGAUUGCAAUGAUCAUAGUCCCACAUUUGAGGCCGAGCAAUUUGAGACCUCCAUACGCGAGGGAGCCACUGUGGGUUCCACGGUUAUCACUCUAAGGGCAACAGAUCAAGAUAUAGGUAAAAAUGCCGAAAUUGAAUAUGGCAUAGAAAGCGUUACCGAUGGUACUGGUACCUUGCAAGACCAGGAAAUACCCAUAUUCCGCAUAGAUGCCCGCAGUGGUGUUAUUGCUACACGCACUUCCUUGGAUCGUGAAACUUCGGAUAGUUAUAAUAUUGUGGUUACUGCUUCGGAUAUGUCGUCGGCUCAAAGUGAGCGCAAGACAGCCACAGCCAGUGUGUUAGUAAAAAUCCUGGACGACAAUGAUAAUUAUCCGCAAUUUAGUGAACGCACCUAUACAGUCCAAGUACCCGAAGACCGCUGGGGUGAUGAUAAUGUUGUGGCUCACAUAAGAGCCACCGAUGCCGAUCAGGGCAAUAAUGCCGCCAUACGUUAUGCCAUUAUUGGUGGCAAUACACAGUCACAAUUUGCCAUUGAUUCCAUGAGCGGUGAUGUUAGUUUGGUUAAGCCAUUGGAUUAUGAAAGUGUACGCAGUUAUCGUUUGGUUAUACGUGCCCAGGAUGGUGGUAGUCCCUCGCGAAGUAAUACCACCCAAUUGCUGGUGAAUGUGCUUGAUACGAAUGAUAAUGCUCCGCGUUUUUAUACCUCUCAGUUUCAAGAAUCGGUUUUGGAGAAUGUUCCGGUGGGUUAUAAUAUUAUACGUGUGCAGGCCUAUGAUUCGGAUGAGGGUGCCAAUGCAGAGAUACAGUAUAGUAUUUUGGAAAGAGAUGAUAAUUUUCCUUUGGCCGUUGAUUCACGCACCGGUUGGAUUCAAACCAUUAAGCAAUUGGAUCGUGAAGAGCAAAGUCGUUUUGCCUUCCAGGUUAUAGCUAAAGAUGGCGGUAUACCUCCCAAAUCGGCCAGCUCCACGGUUGUGAUUACAGUACAAGAUGUCAACGACAAUGAUCCGGUGUUCAAUCCCAAGUAUUAUGAAGCCAAUGUAGGUGAAGAUCAGCCGCCUGGGACGCCUGUAUGUACAGUCACCGCUACUGAUCCCGAUGAAGAUUCCCGUUUGCAUUAUGAAAUAACUUCGGGCAAUACCAGAGGACGUUUUGCGAUAACAUCACAGAAUGGCCGAGGUCUCAUAACGAUAGCCCAGUCUUUGGAUUAUAAACAAGAGAAGAGGUUUUUGUUAACAAUAACCGCCACAGAUUCGGGUGGUAGAGCCGAUACCUCAACUGUUAAUAUUAAUAUAACAGAUGCCAAUAAUUUUGCUCCGAUCUUUGAAAACGCUCCUUACAGUGCUUCGGUAUUUGAGGAUGCUCCCAUUGGCACAACUGUUUUAGUAGUUUCAGCCACCGACAGCGAUGUUGGUAUUAACGCCCAAAUUACUUACUCUUUAAAUGAAGAAAACAUCAAUGGUCUAAGCAGUCCAGAUCCAUUUUCCAUUAAUGCACAAACCGGUGCUAUUGUAACAAAUGCCGUAUUGGAUCGUGAGACCACAAGUGGCUAUCUAUUAACUGUUACCGCCAAGGAUGGUGGUAAUCCUUCCUUAAGUGACACCACCGAUGUGGAGAUAAGUGUUACCGAUGUCAACGAUAAUCCUCCUCAAUUUAAGAAUCCUUUGUAUCAGGCUUCCAUAUUGGAAGAUGCUUUGGUGGGUACUUCAGUUUUGCAAGUUUCGGCCUCUGAUCCUGAUAUUGGUUUAAAUGGUCGCAUCAAGUAUUUGCUAAGUGAUCGUGAUGUGGAUGAUGGUUCCUUCGUUAUAGAUCCCACAUCGGGUACCAUAAGAACCAACAAGGGUUUGGAUCGUGAAAGUGUGGCCAUAUAUCAUCUCACUGCCAUAGCUGUAGAUAAAGGAUCUCCGCCCAUGUCCAGUACGGUAGAGGUUCAAAUACGUUUAGAGGAUGUCAAUGAUUCACCACCCACUUUUCCCUCAGAUAAAAUAACCUUGUAUGUGCCAGAGAACUCUCCGGUGGGCUCAGUUGUAGGCGAAAUACAUGCUCACGAUCCCGAUGAAGGUGUAAAUGCUGUGGUUCAUUAUUCCAUCAUAGGAGGCGAUGAUUCCAACUCUUUUUCUUUGGUUACCAGACCAGGCUCCGAAAGGGCUCAAUUGCUUACAAUGACGGAACUGGAUUAUGAAUCCAAUCGCAAACGCUUUGAAUUGGUCAUACGAGCUGCCAGUCCUCCUCUACGUAAUGAUGCUCAUGUUGAGAUUUUGGUUACCGAUGUCAAUGAUAAUGCUCCUGUCUUAAGAGAUUUCCAAGUUAUCUUCAACAAUUUCCGUGAUCAUUUUCCCAGUGGUGAUAUUGGCAGAAUACCCGCCUUCGAUGCAGAUGUCAGUGACAAGCUUACCUAUCGCAUUCUAUCGGGAAACAAUGCCAACUUGAUAAGAUUAAAUCAAACUAGCGGUGGAUUAAGUCUUAGUCCCCAACUCAAUACUAAUGUACCGAAAUUUGCCACCAUGGAGGUAUCCGUAACGGAUGGUAUUAAUGAAGCCAAGGCCAUUAUGCAAUUAGCCGUACGCUUGAUCACCGAAGAUAUGCUGUUCAAUUCGGUAACGGUGCGUUUAAAUGAAAUGACCGAGGAAGCUUUCCUGUCGCCUUUGCUGAAUUUCUUUCUGGAUGGUUUGGCAGCCAUUAUACCCUGUCCUAAGGAGAACAUUUUCAUAUUCUCCAUACAAGAUGAUACAGAUGUGACAUCCCGCAUACUAAAUGUCAGCUUUUCAGCCAAAAGGCCAGAUGUGUCGCAUGAGGAGUUCUAUACACCUCAGUAUUUGCAGGAACGAGUUUACUUAAAUCGUGCCAUAUUAGCUAGAUUGGCCACAGUGGAGGUUUUGCCUUUCGAUGAUAAUCUCUGUGUUAGGGAACCCUGUUUGAAUUUUGAAGAAUGCCUGACAGUCCUAAAAUUCGGCAAUGCUUCUGAUUUCAUACACAGUGAUACUGUACUGUUCCGGCCUAUUUAUCCCGUAAAUACGUUUGCCUGUUCUUGUCCCGAAGGAUUUACGGGCAGCAAAGAGCAUUAUCUAUGUGAUACCGAAGUGGAUUUAUGCUAUUCCGAUCCGUGUGAAAAUGGUGGCUCCUGUGUAAGACGUGAGGGUGGCUAUACAUGUGUUUGUCCGGCUUCCCAUACAGGCCUUAAUUGUGAAACGGAUAUUAGAAAAUUGAAACCCUGCAUGUCAGACAUAUGUGAGGGUGGUUUGUCCUGUAUGAAUAACUAUUUGAGCUCACAACCACCCCCCUAUACAGCAACCUGUGAAUUACGUUCGCGUUCAUUCUCACGCAACUCUUUUCUCACCUUUGAAAGUCUAAAGCAACGUCAUCGUUUCAAUGUAAAAUUACGCUUUGCCACCGUCCAUGAGAAUGGUUUGCUGCUGUACAAUGGCCGUUACAAUGAGCUGCAUGAUUUCAUAGCUUUGGAAAUAGUGCAGGGUUAUGUUUCGUUUUCGUAUUCUUUGGGAGAUCGUAUCGAAAAGGUGUCAAUAGUGCAACAUUCUAAGGUGUCAGAUGGCCAGUGGCAUGAAGUGGAGGUGGUGUAUUUAAAUCGUACUGUCACCUUAAUGUUGGAUAACUGUGACACUGCCAUAGCAUUGGCUGGUGAUUUGGGAGAGCGUUGGAAUUGUGCCAAUCAAACUACUUUGAAAUUGGAUAAAAAAUGUUCCUUGCUAACGGAAACAUGUCAUCGUUUUCUGGACUUAACCGGGCCUCUGCAAGUGGGUGGUUUACCCAGAAUUCCUGCCCACUUUCCCAUAGAAAAUCAGGACUAUGUUGGCUGUAUAUCCGACCUGCGCAUAGAUGAACGUUUUAUAGAUUUAAAUUCCUACGUUGCGGAUAAUGGCACUAUAUCAGGUUGCCCCCAAAAGAAUUCAUUAUGUUCUUCGGAGCCCUGUUUCAAUGGUGGUGUGUGUCGCGAAGGCUGGAACAUCUACACAUGUGAGUGUCCGGAAGGAUAUGCUGGCAAUCAAUGCCAAGAUACCAUACCUGCACCUUGGCGUUUCUCAGGCGAUGGCAGCUUAAGUUUUAAUCCAUUGCUACGUCCCAUACAACUACCAUGGAUCACUUCGUUGUCGCUGAGAACGCGACAAGAAAAUGCCUUUCUUAUACAAAUACAAAUAGGUCAGAAUAGUUCUGCCGUUAUCUGCUUAAAGAGUGGCAUAUUAUAUUAUAUUUUGGAUAAUGAACCCAUGUUUCUGGCUGGAGCUUAUUUGUCGGAUGGUGAAUGGCAUCGUAUUGAAAUCAAAUGGCUGAGUUCUGAGUUGCAAUUUUCCGUGGACUUUGGUCAACGUGUGGGCACUGUGCCCAUAUCGCAGAAAAUACAAGGUCUGUAUGUGGGUAAAAUAGUGAUUGGAAAUGCUGACAGCUCCAUAGGCCAAGUGGGUGACCUCUUGCCUUAUGAGGGUUGCAUUCAAGAUGUUCGCAUUGGGGCUGCUCAAUCGGUUUUGUCUCGACCAACCAUUCGGGAGAAUGUAGAAGAUGGUUGCAUAUCGAAAGCUGAAUGUCCUCAAUUUUGUCCCAGUCAUUCAACUUGUACCACCUCGUGGGAUCAGUCGAAAUGUGAAUGUCUACCAGGUUAUGUGGGUGCAGAAUGUCUACCGAUUUGCACGGUAAAGCCUUGUGCCGCUGGUAUAUGUCGCGCCAAUGUUAACGACUUUCGUGGAUAUCAUUGUGAAUGUAAUUCUACAUACCAGCAUGGAGAAUAUUGUGAGAAGACCGUGCAACAGCCCUGCCCCGGUGGAUGGUGGGGUGAGAAAGUAUGUGGACCCUGUAAAUGUAAUGUUAAGCAAGGCUACCAUCCUGAUUGCCACAAGACUACGGGUCAAUGCCAUUGCAAAACGAAUCAUUAUCAACCAAUCAAUGAAACGGCUUGUAUACCUUGUGAUUGUUAUUCAAUUGGCUCCUUCAAUAGUGCUUGUAAUCCUCUGACGGGACAGUGUGAGUGCCGCGAGGGAGUUAUAGGCAGAAGAUGUGAUUCUUGUUCCAAUCCUUAUGCCGAAGUAACUCUCAAUGGUUGCGAAGUAGUCUAUGAUUCCUGUCCUCGUUCAUUUGCUGCCGGAGUAUGGUGGCCUCGUACCCCUCUGGGAAGUACUACCGUUGAAAAUUGUCCCACUCCCGCCAAGGGCAAAGGUCAAAGAAACUGUGAUAAUUUGUCGGGAGGUUGGAAUAUGCCCGACAUGUUUAAUUGUACUUCCGAACCUUUCGUGGAACUACGCAAACAAUUGUCGCAACUGGAAAAAAUGGAAUUGGAACUCAACUCGUUUGUGGCCAUCAAGGCGGCAGAAAAUUUGCAAAAAGCCUGCAUCAUAGUCGAUCGCACAAAAGUCCACAAAAAACCAUUAGUAAAAGAUCAUCGUCGUUAUAAGAUGGAGUCUUCAUUCUUGCUGAAUGAAAACAACAAUGUAUGGUCCAACGAAAUAGAAAUGGAAUAUCUUUCGGAUGAAAUGAAAUUUUCUCAUGAUCGUUUGUAUGGAGCCGAUUUGCUGGUAACCGAGGGUUUGCUGCAAGAGCUAAUCAACUAUGAGCUAAUGCAAAAUGGUUUAAAUCUAACGCAUUCACAGGACAAAUACUUUAUUAAGAACUUGGUGGAAGCGGCCAGUGUUAUAUUGGAUCGUAAAUACGGCCAAGAAUGGAAGAGAGCUACGGAAUUAAUUCAGCGUGGUCCAGAUGAUCUGUUGGAUGCUUUCAACAAGUACAUGGUCAUUUUAGCCAGAUCCCAGCAUGACACCUAUACCAAUCCAUUUGAAAUUGUACAACCAAAUAUGGCAUUUGGUUUGGAUAUUGUUACCAUGGAAUCACUGUUUGGCUAUGAACCCGAACAGCUGAGUGAAUAUCACAAGACCAAAUAUCUGAAACCGAAUGCCUUCACCACUGAAAGCGUUAUACUGCCCGAUACUAGUGCUUUCUUGCAGCAUUCGGCUAAACAAAAACCGGUUAUAACUUUCCCCAAAUACAAUAAUUAUAUACAAGAUAAGACAAAGUUUGAUAAAUACACCAAAGUGUUGGUACCCCUGGAUAUGUUGGGCAUUUCACCACCCGAAAGUAAUGAGGUCUCGCAUGGCUCCAGUGAUUAUAAGGCCAUCGUUUCUUAUGCUCAAUAUAAAGAUGUGGGUCAGUUAUUGCCCGAUAUGUUUGAUGAGACUAUUACACGAAGAUGGGGUGUGGAAAUUGAAGUAGCUUCACCCAUACUCUCACUGGCCAUUUUAGUGCCUUCGACAGAAGCCGAGGAGAAACGUAUUGAAAUACCCUAUCGCAAGAUAUCAUCACAAAAGACUUUCUCGGCAACCGGUUCAUCCGAGCAGGAAUUCAUUGAGGUAUUUGAUGUGCCCAAGAAACCAGGAAAAUCUUCCGGUUCGUCGGCAUCAGCCAGCGAAGAGCAUAUGAUAGAAAAUAUACGCAUAACAGCUCAUGAAAUACCACCACCUUCCUCUAGAGCCGUGGACAGCAAUGAGGCCGUGGAAAUAGAUGAUCCCGAACAGCCACACCUCAAGGUUAGAUUUGAUGACAAUAUAGAAUUUCAUGGAAAUUCCGGCGAAGAAGUUAUAGACUCGCCGGAGGACAUGAAUGGCAAUAGCAACAAUAACAACAACUACGAAGGCUCCCUGGAGCAUGAAGAUUCCGUAGAGAAAGGAGAAAAUGAAGCAUUUUAUCGCAAUCGCCGUUUGGUUAAGCGUCAAGUGGAAGUCAUCUAUCCCAACGAACAACAACAGCAAAGCAAACACAUCACCUACAGAUCAUUGGGUUCACCACAUCUCUCGCAACCCAUUAAACUACAAAUGUGGCUGGAUAUCGAUGUUACGCGCUUUGGACCGCGCUCCAAUCCACAAUGUGUACGCUGGAAUUCCUUCACCAAUCAAUGGACACGUUUGGGCUGUCAAACCGACAUACCCGACUAUGAGAACAUGCACCUGCUGCCCCCACAACCCAUACUCGUCAACUGCACCUGUACACACAUCUCCAACUAUGCUGUCAUUGUUGAUGUCAUCGAUCCGGAAGACAUACCAGAACCCUCCCUACUCGUACAAAUCACUUCAUAUUCAGCGUUCUUGGUAUCGCUGCCCGUUCUACUGGGCGUUUUGGUUGCAUUGGCUUUACUACGUGGCCAGCAGACCAACUCCAACACCAUUCACCAGAAUAUAGUGCUGUGCGUGUUCUUUGCCGAAUUACUGUUCUUUGUGGGAAUGCAAUCACGACGUAAUUUGCUUGAAAAUGAAUUCCCUUGCAAGCUGAUUGCGAUUUGUUUGCAUUACUUCUGGUUGGCGGCAUUCGGCUGGACGACGGUUGACUGUGUUCAUUUGUAUCGCAUGCUAACGGAGAUGCGUGAUAUUAAUCAUGGUCCGAUGGGUUUCUACUUUGCAAUGGGUUAUGGUGCGCCGGCCAUCGUUGUCGGCCUAUCGGUAGGCGUGCGAGCACACGAGUAUGGCAAUAGUCUGUUCUGCUGGCUGUCAGUAUAUGAACCAGUUGUAUGGUGGCUGGUGGGACCCAUUGCCGGCAUGUCGGUUGUUAAUCUUUUGAUACUCUUCGUCUCUGUUAAGGCAGCUUUCACUUUAAAGGAUCAUGUACUUGGUUUUGGCAACUUGCGUACGUUAUUGUGGCUAUCGGUUGUCUCCUUACCCCUAAUGGGUGUUAUGUGGGUGUUGGCCGUACUGGCUGCCUCGGAGAGUUCACAACUCUUGAGUAUGUUGCUGUCCGGAGUGGUGGUACUGCAUGCCAUAUUCUGCCUAGUGGGCUAUUGUAUCAUAAACAAGAGGGUAAGAGAGAAUUUGCAAAGAACAUUUUUAAGAUGCAUGGGUAGGAAAGUACCUUUAUUAGACUCCUCAAUGGUGGUGAGUAAUAGUUCACAUAAUGUGAAUGGCACAACUAGGCCGAAUAACUUUCUCAAUGCCAAUGGCUAUGAUACACAACGACGAAACGUGGGUAUAAGUGUUUCGAGCACUACCUCCAGGAGUACGGCCAAGACUAGUUCUAGUCCCUACAGUGAUGGUCAACUAAGGCAAACAUCUACCUCGACCUCCAAUUACAAUUCGAACAGUGAUGCUCCCAGUUUCUUAAGAGGUUUCGAUUCAUCUACCACCAGCGGCCAGCAUGAACGCAAAUCCCGAAGACAUAGAAAAGAUUCUGAUUCAGGUUCCGAAACAGAUGGCAGAUCUUUGGAAUUGGCUUCCAGCCACUCUAGUGAUGAUGAUGAAUCCCGAACAAAUCGUUCUUCUACAACCGGUACCGGCACUAGUACCCAUCGUAGUACGGCGGUUAGCAUAACUCCCUCCUUCUUGCCCAAUAUCACUGAACAUGUACAAGCCACCACACCGCCCGAGCUAAAUGUGGUACAAAGUCCUCAGCUGUUUCCCAGCGUAAAUAAACCAGUCUAUGCUCCACGCUGGUCUAGUCAAUUGCCAGAUGCUUAUAUGCAGCCUCCCGCCAAUAUGGGUAGAUGGUCUCAAGAAACCGGUUCGGAUAAUGAACACAUACAUCAUGGACAAAAAAUGACAAUAUCACCGAAUCCUCUACCUAACCCCGAUCUCACCGAUACUUCUUACCUGCAGCAACAUCACAAUAAAAUCAAUAUGACUCCCUCGAUAUUGGAAAACUUACAAAAUGCCCGCACCACUGACAGUUACGAUGGCUUGGAGCGAGAAAGUUUGUAUGGCCGUCGUCCGGACAAUUAUGUGCAAUAUGAAGGCAUAACAUCAAAUAUCAGCAACUACAAGCCACCCAGCCACUAUGGCAGUGAACAGGACUACAAUGGCAGCUCCAAUGGCAAUCAGAGUAAUGGCAGCAGUGGCCCCAGCAAUGCUGCAAAUGGCAAUGGCGGCACCAAUGGUGGCGGCACACAAAUUGUCAAUCAUAUGCGUACCUUUCACAAUGACAACGCCUACUUGAGCGAUAGUAUUUAUGAUAAACAGCGUACAAUAGGCUCUCCCUACAUGUCCAAGGAUCGCAUAGCUCCCGAUAUCUAUGGCUCUCGUGAGAAUCACUACAGUCUGAAAAAGCAGCCACCCAUUUAUGCCGGUGACUCGCUACAUUCCGUACACUCAUUGCUGCGCAACGACUACCAGCAGCAGCAAAGACAUUUGCAACAACAUCCCGAUCAUCAUUCGGAUCGCAUGUCCGAGGGUUCAGAUAAGAAUGGUUAUCACUUUCCCUACACAGCCGAAGAGGAUCAUUUGUCGUCGGCACGUAAACUGAGUUUACAACACAAUCAAUCACCUGCCUUACAUAGUUCUCAGCAAAUACUUAAUGGCCAUCAACAUCAUCAUCCCCAUCAUGCGGGCAUGGUGAAUGAUAUUAAUAAUCCGGGUCUAAUGAAUAGACACACAUUGAAUGGUUCACGGCACAGUUCGAGAGCAUCAUCGCCUCCUUCGUCUAGUAUAGUGGCACCAAUGCAACCAUUAGCGCCUCUCACUAGUAUAACGGAUACAGAUUCUUGGUCUUGGGAACGCUUAAAGAAAAUCUAAUCAUAAACUUUGUUCCGUUUAUUUUUUUUUCUUUUCUUCUACUCUGUAUUCUUCCGUUUUCAUAACACGUUUUAAUGUGUACGGGGAUGUGUGUGUGUG